GCGCCGAGCGCAUUAGCCUCCCCCGCGCGAGCACUCCGAGCCGGACGGACGAGCCGAGAGUCAGUCAGUCGGUCGGUCGGUGUCUGUGCAAGCUUGCGAGGCUUGUUGUUCUCUCUCUCUUUCUUUCUCUUUUUCACACAUUUCUGUCUCUUCUUCGGAAUUUUUCGAGGAGCAGCAUAUCGGCGGUAGUAGCAGCCGUAGCAGCAGUCGAGGCCGGUUCGACGAUCAACGACGACAGACGACAAAGGCGCGCCUGUGAGACAGACGUGAACGCACGUUAUUUAAUUACGACGGGGAUCAUCCGCGGGAAGGGACGAAUCUCCGAAUACCGAGGACCAUAAGAGCAUCGGAGGAGAGAGAAAUAACAAGCUUGGAAAAGCUCCUUUACUCGCUUCCGAGCGAAAAGUUGGGGCUGAACAUAAGGAUACGGGCGACCCUUUUGUUCACGUUACAUAAUUCGAUACGUAGAUUUUUUUGUUUUUUUUUUUUUGGUUUUUUUUUCGUUUCGGGACGAUUUGACAAAGUUUAGUAUACAAUAGACAAGGUGGCAGAAUGUCGUCGUCUGCGGUAGCCAAAGCAUCGAAGUACACGUACCGCUCGUCUGGCGGUGGACAGGCCGACGUCAGCAUCGAGUACAGCGCCGACCUGAGCGCUCUCACCAGACUCGAGGACAAAAUCCGCCUCCUGCAGGAUGACCUCGAGUCCGAGAGGGAGCUGCGUCAGAGGGUAAGUGCUCGAGCUCUUCCUCGAAAGUUUCGUUUGCUUGGGGUCGAGGAGCUGCGCAGGAAGUACUCGGCGCGCAUUCAAGAGCAAGAGGAGCAGAUCGAAACUCUGCUCGUGAAGAUCAACAACCUCGAGAAGCAAAAGUCGCGCCUGCAGUCCGAAGUCGAGGUCCUCAUCAUCGACUUGGAGAAGGCCAACGGAACCGCUCGGGAGUUGCAGAAGCGCGUCGAGCACCUCGAGAAGACCAACAUCGACCUCAAGUCCCGGCUCGAGGAGACCAUCAACCUGUUCGAGGCCAGCCAACGCGACUUGCGCAACAAGCAGCAGGAGCUCCAACGCACCGUCGCCGAGCUGGACAAGACUCGCGAGCAGAAAGACCAACUGGCCCGCGAGAACAAGAAGCUGGGCGACGAUCUUAGCGAUGCUAAGAACCAGCUGGCUGACAUGAACCGCAGGCUCCACGAGCUCGAGCUGGAACUCCGUCGCCUGGAAAACGAGCGCGAAGAACUAGCUGCCGCCUACAAGGAAGCCGAGGCUGGACGCAAGAUCGAGGAGCAGCGUGCGCAGCGCCUGUCCGCCGAGCUGAGCCAACUGCGUCACGAGACCGAGCGCCGUAUCGCAGAGAAGGACGAGGAGAUCGAGGCCAUCCGGUGA
Molecule: messenger RNA, 1377 nt
Organism: Copidosoma floridanum
Lineage: Eukaryota; Metazoa; Arthropoda; Insecta; Hymenoptera; Encyrtidae
Product: paramyosin, long form
Cellular component (GO): myosin complex; bicellular tight junction
Source: RefSeq, a predicted model, not a curated record